CACCCCGCUCCCUCCUUUGACGAAGGGGCGAAUCCGUGCCAUGUUUUCGACGCAGCUCGGCGUGCUCGGUCGCUCGACGAUUCCACAGCGCGCCUUGGAAUUCGUGGGCCAGGAGAGGAGGAGGAGGACGUCAGAACUGAGAACUCCACUUCGACUGCAGGUUACUUGUGCCAGACCAGAGCAGAGAGGUGAACUCGCCACGGUGGGUCCUCCCCACCGUCAGAUCCAAUUCGUAGGCGGUGGAUUUUGUCGCGGAAUCACGGCGUCGCCAUGUGUUUAGAAUCCAAAGCUGGAUUUGAUCGAGUAAUCCGGUCGGCACCUUCGUUCGUUCUCGCUUUGGUUUGGGGAUGGCAAAGAUAAAAUUGGGCGCUUUCAUCUUCUUCUUUCCUUUUCCUGUGUCAUCUUCCUCUGUCUGACUUGAACAUUUCUUUCUUGAUCCUUCCUUCGGUCUUCUUUGGGCGGCUCCUCGUUUCCCCGGUCUUCUGCGAUCGCUAUCCGCAUCUACAUUGGCAGUUCUCGACGCAUCCGGGAGCACCACUCCGCCUCUGUUUCUCUCUCCAUAUAAACGAAAGAGGAAGAUCCGUGUAGCCAUGGCGGCCAACAAGUUCGCGACCGUCUUGCACAGGAACGGCAACAAGAUAGCGGUGGUACUCGCGUACGCCGUCCUGGAAUGGACCCUCAUCCUGCUGCUCCUGCUCAACGGGCUCUUCGCCUACCUCAUCGCCCGGUUCGCGGACUUCUUCGGCCUCAAGCCCCCCUGCGUCUUCUGCUCCCGGGUGGACCACCACUUCGAGCACCGGGCCGAUGGUCGCGGACGCCGCCAGCGUGGCGCCUGCCGCGACCUACUCUGCGACGAGCACGCCGCCGAGGUCGCAGGGAUGGGUUACUGCGCCCGCCAUCAGCGGCUGGCGGAGGCCGGGGAUAUGUGCGAGGACUGCUGCCCGUCGUCGUCGCGGCCCGUGGAGGCCGCGGUACUGUCUUGGAUGAAGCGGAGCGAGGAGGGGGCGAAGGAUCUGCGGUGCUCGUGCUGCGACGUCGUCAUCGAGAGCGGAUUCUACUCGCCCUACCUCUUCUUCAAGCCUUAUUGGGACGUGUCGGAGAAUGACCAGAAGGGGAAUUCGGUUGAGGAGAUUGCGGUGGGCGAUCGCGAGGAGGGUUUCGAGGAAGACGCCAUCUUUGGUCGAGAAAAGGUGAAAAAGUGGGAGUUGGUACCUCCAGAUCCAUCUGAUCGAUGCCAUGAAAAGGAGGAGGAUGAUGAAGAAGAGAAGGUGGGAAGAAAGGAGGCAACGUGCGCUGCCGAUUCAGAGAGGGCGGCGGAGGAACAAGAAGAAGAAGAGGCCCUCAUCCAAUUCUCCGACGCCUGCUGUUUGGUAGACGACCCUUCCUUUGAAGUCCUCACUCGGCGUCUGGGAAACAUAUGCGAUGACGAUGAGGAACGGUUGGUUCCGGUACAGCUGAUCGACUCUGCAACCAUGACUAAGAGCCCUGCUUCGUUUGUGCUCAGUAAACAACGCCAGCAAGAGCUUGGGCUUGUUGGAGGGGAAAAAGAUGGCGGGGUAGUCGACAUCGGAAGCAUCGCAGAGGAGAGGAAACCGGUGGCUUUCGCUGCAGAGAGGACUGAUGCCAUGGCUCUUGAUAUCGGGAGCAUUACAGAGAAAAAUGGAUUGGAUUCUUUUACAAAGAUGGCUGAUAUUGUUGAAGUGAAUCCUUUGGGGAAUGUUGGAGCUGUGCAAGAAGCAAAAGUUCUUGAUGUUGGAUGCGUUAUGGAAGAGGUGAAACCAUUGGCCUCAGAUGCAGGGAGCGAUGAUAUCUUUGGAGAGAAUUGUUCUGUUGAUGUUGCAGCAGACCAACAUGCUGAUGAUGUUGACAUGAGAAGCAUGGCGACAGAGGUCUCUGCCGGAGAAGCAGCUGAUACUGUUACGGAUAAUUCUUCCGACAUACACGAAGCUCAACAAUGUGCCAUGACUGUUGAUGAAAGAAGCAUAUCAGAGGAAAAGGCAUUGCCCUCUUCUAAACAGAAAGCUGAUACAAUUGAAGAGAGUUCUUCUGAGAUGGAUGGAGCCCAACAACUCACCAUAUCAGGAGAGGAAAAGGCAUUGGCCUCUCCCGAAGAGAGGGCUGAUACCAUUGUAGAGAAUUUUUCUGAGAUGAAUGGAGUUCAACAAUGUGAAAUCACUCUUGAUACAGGGAGCGUCUUAGAAGAUGAAAAGAUACCAUUGUCUAGGAUGGAAGGGGAUGAUAUCGUCAAACAGAAUUCCAUAUAUCUUCAUGCUUCAUCUGAUCAUCAAACCAUUGCUCCUCAAGCAACAUCAGUUAGAUCACUUGAAGAUGUUGUUCAAGUGGAAUCAUUAAGGAGCGCGGAAGAUCUUCCUGAAACAAAAGAUUUUGAAGAAGACAACAAAUUGAUCGAUGUGGACACUGGUUGUGGAAUAUCUACAGGAAGUGAGAUAUGCAACCAGGAAAACAGUGAUCAUGCACAUCCUCUUGAGCCAAUUUUAUUGUCAGAAAGAUCAAAAGAUCAACUCUCAGAGAGCUAUAAUGAGAUGACUACUAUAGACCAAGAAAUAUUGGUUACUGAAACUGAACCAAUGGUGGUGACUGCUGCACAAAGGCCAGACCAUGUUGCUGUGUUUGCAGACAAUAAUGAGAUUGAGGAGGAGAGAGUACCUGAGACGCCAACUUAUCUUGAUGGUAUUCAUGGUUUAAUUAAAAGUUUUUUUCUUGGAAGGAGAGAAUCGGGAACAGAGUCUCUAGAUGGAAGCGUUGCCGGUGAGUUUGAAGGAUGUGAUACAUUGACCGUAGAUCAGCUUAAAGCUGCUUUGAAGGCAGAACAAAAAGCUCUGAGUGCAUUAUAUACUGAGCUUGAGGAAGAGAGAAGUGCCUCUGCCAUUGCUGCAAACCAAACAAUGGCAAUGAUAACCAGGCUUCAACAAGAGAAAGCUGCUAUGCAGAUGGAAGCAUUGCAAUAUCAGCGGCUGAUGGAAGAACAGUCGGAUUAUGACCAGGAAGCAUUGCAACUUUUAAAUGAGCUGAUGAUGAAGAGGGAGAAGGAGAAACAAGACUUGGAGAAGGAGCUAGAAGUGUACAGAAAGAAAAUUCUUCGAUACAAGGCCAAGGAGAGGAGACAAACCGCAAAGCACAAGGUCAAUGGUAUUGCUGGAACAUUCUCUACUUCAUCAAGUGCUGAAGACAGUGAUGAUCUCUCCUUCGAGGUCCAUGAAGGGAACGGGUUUGCGUAUGAUCCUGAUGAAAACAAUCAAAAUACUCUUGUUGAUGAUGUGUUAAGUUCAGGGGCAAAUCAAGGCACUGCAACGCAUACAAUCACACUUAGGGAAUCGUUGGAUGAUUUUGAGGAAGAGAGGCUCUCAAUACUUGAGCAACUCAAGGCAUUGGAGAGUGAACUUCUGACAUUGGAUGAUGAAGACUCUCAUGAUUCAGAUGCCAUAGAGCAUAUUACGGAUGAAAGUUGUCAUGUUUCAAAUGGAAAUUAUGGACCUUCAGGUGAUGAUUUACAUGACGAUGCAAAUGGUUUGUCAGUUGAUCUAGAGGCUAGCAGGAACCUACAUGGUGAACAAAGAUCCUCGGGUUGUAACGGGAAGAGGCUUCUUCCUCUCUUUGAUGCCAUAAGCGAGGAAAACGAGGCGGCAGUUGAUGCUUCAACUAAAACAAAUUCAUAUCUUGCAGAGAAGCAAAAGAAGCUUGCAAUUGUGGAAGAGCUCGAUAACAUCCACGAGAGACUGCAUGCCCUCGAGGGUGAUAGAGAGUUUAUCAAACAUUGCAUCGGUUCCUUGAAGAAAGGAGACAAGGGAAUACAUCUUCUUCAAGAGAUAUUAGAGCACCUUCGUGAUCUGAGGAGCGUGGAACUCCGAGCGAGGAACUCAUGCAAUGCUCUUGUUUCAUUGAUGGCUUAGUAUGCAAAUGAUGAAGAUGGAGGCUACAUUAUUGGAGUGUGUUCCAGCGAGGAAGAUGGUCACACCAGGUGAAAUUGAGCUCCUGAUAUCUGUAUUUUGUUGGUGUCUUUGCAAGUGUAUAGAAGCAGACAAUGGAUGGAAGCUGCUUCUCCAGGCUAAGUUUUUUGUGGGCCAUUUCUCUGUUUUGUUUCCUUCUAUUUUUUUUGUUGUAGGGGUCCAUCACCAUUGCUGUGGAGCAAAGGGGGAUGAGGCAAAGAGGGGUGGUUGGGCAGCCACUCACAAUGUGAUUGUGGCAGAAAUCAUAGCUUCCAAAGCUGUACAAAGUCAUAUAUAUUUAUAUAUACAUAUAUAUUCCAGUGCCAGCUCCAAGUCCAGGUAUACAGCAGCAUAAAAGAGAGAGAGAGAGAGAGA
This is a messenger RNA of Musa acuminata subsp. malaccensis (wild Malaysian banana), 4322 nucleotides long. Its product is annotated as myosin-binding protein 2. Lineage: Eukaryota; Viridiplantae; Streptophyta; Magnoliopsida; Zingiberales; Musaceae. Gene Ontology annotation, molecular function: myosin binding. The record is from RefSeq and is a predicted model, not a curated record.